Molecule: messenger RNA, 2242 nt
Organism: Manis javanica (Malayan pangolin)
Lineage: Eukaryota; Metazoa; Chordata; Mammalia; Pholidota; Manidae
Gene: DCST2
Product: DC-STAMP domain containing 2
Cellular component (GO): membrane
Source: RefSeq, a predicted model, not a curated record
AUGUCCAAAGUCAGGAAAGAUGUUGUGCGCUCCUUGGGGCCAGAGGAGCCGAGCACGGCGCGGGCUGUGGUCCGCAGCAUGGGGGCCUUCAUGCUGGGCUUGUCCUUGGCCACGGCCUACGGGCUGCUGGAGCUGCUGGUGGAAAGGCGCAGCCCCUGGGGCUGCCUGGUGAGCACUCUCACUCUGGCCGCCUUCCUCAGCCUGGGCAUGGGUUUCUCCCGCCAGAUCCGAGUCACUGUCUUCCUUCUGCUGCCCCAGGCCUUCUCCAAGCAGAGCCGGACACUGCUGUUGGUGGCUUCCUUUGGGCUGGUGCUGCAAGGGCCCUGUGCCAACACGCUGCACAACUUUACCCGUGCCAGCGAGGCUGUGGCCUGUGGGGCAGAGCUGGCCCUGAACCAGACUGCCGAAAUGCUGGAGCGGGCCCAGCAGCCCCUCGUCAGUGCUCUGAACAAGAUUAAAGCCAUUGCCCAGAAGGCCAAAGAGGUGGCGGACCGGAUUCGCAAGUUCUUUCGGUCAAUCAUGGAUAGCGUGAAGCAUGUAGCCAGGGCCCUGAGGAAUGUGUGGUCCUGGCUCCUGCACAUUGGUGAUGUGUGCAACUCGGAGCUGGGGAACCCUUACUUGAAGUGUGCGCGGAUCUUCGAUGACGCCAAGGACAACUGCAUGAAGGUCAUACCGCAAGCCUACCACCUGUGUUAUGUGCUCAUGCCCUUCAAGCUGGUGCUCUGUGGACUUGCUAGCGUGGUCCAGGUGUUCUGCAUCAUCCCCAAGUACAUCCAGCCCUUCCUGCGCGAGACCAUUGUCACCCCUGUGAUAAAAUUGAUAGACCGAGUGCGUGAAGAGUUUGAGUUCAACGUGACAGCCACCCACUACUUCUCUGUGGAUCUCAGUGCCUCUCGGAGCCUGUCCCAGGUAGCUCUGGACCUCCAGGAGGCUGUCAGGAUGAAACUGCACCGCAUUGGAGAGGCCCUGACGCUGAUGGGCUACGCCACACCCCUCCUGCUCGUGCUGCUCUAUCUCCAAGCCCUGUUUUACUGGUACUGUUACCUGAACCUGGACAGUUACGACAACAUCUACAUCACCGGCCGAUUCCUGCACAUGGAAGCUGUCCGCUCCAGGGUGGGAUUGCCCACGGUGCUACCGCUCAGAGCCCAUGAGACCAGAUACUAUAUCCAGCCUGGCUCCAUCUUCCUGUCUCACCGGGAGCAGAUCGUUUAUACCCUGGCGAUCUUCAGCCUUAUCAAGCACCUCCUCCUCGUGCUGCUCCUCAUCUUCCUGGACUAUGCAGUCUUUUGGGUGCUUGACCUGGCCCGCUACCAGCUGCAGGGGGAGGUCGUGGCCCGCAGCCCUGUGGUAGUAUCCAUAACCGUGGAAGGCACUGGCUACACUGGGAAGAUUUACCGUGACCUAGUGUCAGCAUUUGAUGUCCUACAGCAAGGCAACGUCAGUAUCUUGUCCCGGCGCUGUCUCCUGCAACCCUCGGAGCCGGACACCACUGGUUACACAGUUAUUGGCAUCCUGUAUGGCCUGUGCUUCUUUGUUACUCUGUUUGGCAAGUAUGUCAGCCGGCUGCGGCGGGUCAUCUGUGCCUCCUACUAUCCAUCCCGGGAGCAGGAGAGGAUCUCCUACCUCUACAAUGUCCUUCUGAGUCGCCGAACCAAUCUGUUGGCUACCCUGCACCGUGCGGUGAGGCGGCGGGCAGCUGACCAAGGCCAAAUGAGUGUCCUGCAGAUGCUGGCCAGGCGGUGCUCCUGCCUGGCUCCAUUUAUCAGCCACUUCGGGCAGCCCCAGACCUACUGCCUGGGCUGUGGGCAGCCCCAGGACAGUGAGGACGUGGAGAGCUCUGUGUCCUGCAGUACCCCAGGCUGCCGAGGUCUCUUCUGCCGCACCUGCUUCCGCCUCCUGGACAACACCUGCUCUGUGUGUGCAGCUCCUCUCUCCUACCAAGGCAAACUGGACCUGGAGAUGGACUCCAGUGACGAAGAGGACCCCCGGCUGUGGCUGGCCGCUGCUCGCAGAAAGGACCCAGAGCAGGAGGUGUUACUGCGGCAACAGCUCCAAGAAGCCCUGGGCAGAACCCUUUCAACAGAGUCCAGCUCUGAGUUCAGUGACCCGGAUGAAGAGAAGGGGCUUCUGCAGAGGACACACAGGUAGCAGCUCCACCUGCGCUCCAGUCUGUCAGCAUUUCCCCACUAACCACCUCGGAAAUCCCCAAAGCAGCCCUGCCCAGCUUCAGAAGCCUCAG